This is a messenger RNA of Xenopus laevis (African clawed frog), 2071 nucleotides long. RefSeq names its product acrosin. The transcript has 5 exons. The record is from RefSeq and is a predicted model, not a curated record. Lineage: Eukaryota; Metazoa; Chordata; Amphibia; Anura; Pipidae. Bases 57 to 1226 code for a protein of 389 amino acids.
CCGGUUUGCUUUAUACAAAUCAUUUCUGUGAAAGCAUCAAACUGACAAGACGCAACAUGAAGCUCUUGGCAGUUUUCUUAAUAUUCCUUAUACUAAAUCUAAUUUAUGUAUCUCAGAGUGCCAUCGGUGGCAUUUGUGGAAACCGACCUUUAUAUCAGGGCUCCCGGAUUGUUGGAGGACAAAAUUCCCCACCUGGGAAGUGGCCAUGGAUGGUCAGCAUCCAGCACCCUGUAGGGAAAGAAUUCUCGCAUCUCUGCGGAGGAAGUGUCUUAAAUGAAAUGUGGGUCCUGACCGCAGCCCAUUGUUUUAAGCAUCUGCAAAGCAAGGAAGAAACAAACACAUGGAGACUCGUAUUUGGAGCAAAUGACUUAAUGGUUCUUGACUCAUCGGUGCAAAUCCGAAGGAUAAAAGAAGUUGUAACACCCAAAGCUUAUGAUCCAAAAACAGAGGCGAAUGACAUUACCCUGUUGCGGUUAGACAAGCCUAUAGAGUUCACAGAUUAUGUGCAACCGGCUUGUUUCCCAACAGAGUUUGCUAAUGUAGAAAAAAAGACCGACUGUUACAUUGCAGGAUGGGGAGUUCUAGAGGAAGAAGCUGGAGAACCAGCAGACGUUUUGCAAGAAGCCCGCGUUCAUCAAAUUGAUUCCAAGAAAUGUAACUCCAAAAGCUGGUAUGGUGGCGCCAUAGGAGAAUACAACCUGUGUGCAGGCCAUGAGAAGGGAGGCAUCGACAGUUGCCAGGGAGACAGCGGAGGACCUUUAAUGUGCAAAACUCCGAAAUCAAGGGUCUAUGCUGUAGUUGGUAUAACAAGCUGGGGAUCAGGCUGUGCAAGAGGCAAAAAGCCAGGUGUUUACACUUCCACCAAAUUCUUUAUUAAAUGGAUUGCCAGCAAAGUCGAGAAAUAUGAGAAAGAAAAGCCGAAAAUCAGGAAGAAACGAUCACUGCUGAAAAACAUUAUUCUUCCCAAUGGGCAACUUCCUGGUGCUGAGAAUAGAGGGCUAACUCAAACCCUAACCCAAGAAAUGGAAAUAAAUUCUCUUAACCCAACAGCAAAAAUACAAGAGGUUCAGAAUGGCAGAGAAAAAGGGCCACAAGUUCAGCCUAGAAAAAUAGAAGAAAGCCUUAAACCUGAAACAGCUGUACAACCACCAGGAGAAAAUAUUUUGAAAAGAAUUCUGAGUUGGUUAAGAUGGAUAUACGAUGGUCAUCAGUCCCCAUCUAAAUAGACGUUAGCUCCCUUUUUAAAACCAUCAGCCUCUGCCCUUAACAAUGCAAGGAUAGUCUGGAAGCUUUAACUCUAGAUUGUGUUAUUUUAUAUUGUUUAGCUUUAUUUGAUAUUUCUUUAUUUAACUAGAUAUGUUUAUUUUUAUAUAAAAUUAUAAAAUAGAAAUCUAUAUUUUUAUAUAAUAUUUACAUAUUAUUUUAAAAAAAAAUUAUAAUAAAAUGUUUGAAUGAAUACAAAUUCUAUCUGCUGUUUUGGAUUUUAUAUAUUAUGUUGAAGUAUCACAUUUAAUUCAUUUACGAUAUUAGGCGUCAACUUGCACUUAUGUAUAGUUGAGCUAUAUCAAGGAUCUAUGCUAUAGUCGAAAUAACAAGCUGGGGAUCAGGCUGUGCAAGAGGCAAAAAGCCAGGUGUUUACACUUCCACCAAAUACUUUAUUAAAUGGAUUGCCAGCAAAGUCGAGAAAUAUGAGAACGAGAAGCCGAAAAUCAGGAAGAAACGAUCACUGCUGAAAAACAUUAUUCUUCCCAAUGGGCAACUUCCUGGUGCUGAGAACGUAGGGCUAACUCAAACCCUAACCCAAGAAAUGGAAAUACAUUCUCUACACCCACAAGUUCAGCCUAGAAAAAUAGAAGAAAGCCUUAAACCUGAAACAGCUGUACAACCACCAGGAGAAAAUAUUUUGAAAAGAAUUCUGAGUUGGUUAAGAUGGAUAUACGAUGGUCAUCAGUCCCCAUCUAAAUAGACGUUAACGCCCUUUUUUAAAACCAUCAGCCUCUGCCCGUAACAAUGCAAGGAUAGUCUGGAAGCUUUAACUCUAGAUUGUGUUAUUUUAUAUUGUUUAGCUUUA